Molecule: messenger RNA, 1662 nt
Organism: Dichotomopilus funicola
Lineage: Eukaryota; Fungi; Ascomycota; Sordariomycetes; Sordariales; Chaetomiaceae
Exons: 3
Coding region: 1-1662 (553 amino acids)
Biological process (GO): prolyl-tRNA aminoacylation
Cellular component (GO): cytoplasm; aminoacyl-tRNA synthetase multienzyme complex
Molecular function (GO): ATP binding; proline-tRNA ligase activity
Source: RefSeq, a predicted model, not a curated record
AUGGAGGACUCCAAAGAACAAUCGAAGAGCGCGUUGAAGAAGGCCGAGAAGCAGGCCAAGCUGGCCGCUGCCAAAGCCGAAAAGGUCGCGAAGCAAGCAACGCUCCCCGUCGUUGGCGGGAAGAAGACUGACGACAUCAUCGGCAUCACCGCUUCCAAGACCGACAACUUCUCACAAUGGUAUCAAGAGGUCGUGCUCAAAGCUGAGAUGAUCGAGUACUACAGCGAAAUUUCAGGGUUCUUCAUCAUGCGCCCCGCCACAAUGCACAUUUGGAACACGAUCAGGAAAUGGUUUCAGGAGAGAAUCGAGGCUAUGGGUGUCGAGGAAACCAACUUCCCCAUGUUCUUGUCGGGAAAGUCGCUCGAGAAGGAGAAAGACCAUAUUGAUGGAUUCGCUCCCGAGCUCGCAUGGGUGACAAAGGCGGGUGACAAAGACAUCGAGGUCCCGAUUGCUGUCCGUCCUACCUCCGAAGCCGCCAUGUACCCUUACUACUCGAAAUGGAUCCGUAGCCAUCGCGAUCUUCCCUUCCGUCUAAACCAGUGGAACUCGGUCGUCCGCUGGGAAGCUAAGCAGACCACCCCAUUCCUUCGCGCCAGAGAGUUCCUCUGGCAAGAAGGCCACACCGCCCACCUCACAGAACAGCUCGCCGGCGAGGAGGUCCUGCAGAUCCUUGAGCUGUAUGCCGGCGUCUAUGAACAGCUUCUUGCCGUUCCGGUCGUGCGGGGGAGGAAAACCGAGGCUGAGAAGUUUGCUGGCGGCUAUUACACAACCACAGUCGAAGGAUACAUUCCCUCAAAUGGGCGUGGUAUUCAGGGCGCGACAUCUCACUGCCUUGGGCAGAACUUUUCCAAGAUGUUUGACAUCACGGUAGAGGACCCCAACGUGAAAGGGAAGCACAUCCACGUAUGGCAGAACUCGUGGGGCUUGUCGACCCGUGUCAUUGGUGUGAUGGUCAUGAUCCAUGGCGACGACAAAGGCCUCGUGCUUCCGCCCCGGAUCGCCAAGCUCCAGUCCAUCCUCAUCCCUGUCGGCCUUACGGCCAAGAUGUCGGCUGAGGACAAGGAAAAGCAUCUCAAGCACCUCGACGAGAUUUUCUUCACUCUCAAGAAGGCUGGAAUCCGCACUGACGUCGACCUGCGAGAUGGUUACACCCCCGCCUGGAAGUUCAACGACUGGGAACUCAAGGGUGUCCCCCUGCGUCUCGAGUUUGGUCCCAAGGAUGCGGCGAAGGAGGUUGUCAGCUACGCCCGGCGUGACACAGGCGAGAAGGGCACAAUUCCCAUCGCCGAACUAACCACCAAGGUCCCCGAACUGCUCGAGACGAUUCAACAGGACAUGUACAACAAGGCCGAGGCGGCCUAUCGCGAGCAUCGUCUGCAACUUACCAAGUGGGAGGAAGUGGUGCCCGCGCUUGACGCCAAGAACGUGGUCAUCAUUCCCCACUGUCUCGUGCCGGACUGUGAGGACCGUAUCAAGGAGUUGACCACCGGCCACUCGGACGAGACCACUCCUGAGGGUCAAAAGGCCCCCUCUAUGGGCAUGAAAUCGCUAUGCAUUCCCUUCGAGCAGCCAGAAGGCCUAGUCAAGGGCGAGACCAAGUGUCUGAACCCCGAGUGCAGCCGCCUGGCCGAGCAAUGGUGUAUGUUUGGUCGCAGCUAUUGA